Molecule: messenger RNA, 369 nt
Organism: Gongylonema pulchrum
Lineage: Eukaryota; Metazoa; Nematoda; Chromadorea; Rhabditida; Gongylonematidae
Source: the annotation of a GenBank genome assembly
AUGUCCUUCGAUUUUUGGUCGCUACGUCCGGAAUCAGUGCAUGCAUUAAUGUUUCUGUUUGGCGAUCGAGGCAUUCCAGAUGGCUAUCGCUUCAUGAAUGGAUACAGCCAGAAUCCAUUAAAACUUGUUAAUAAAAAUGGCGAUGUUGUUUUUGCUAAAUUCCACAUCAAGGUAAGCACUACCGCUUGUUCUACAAAUAAUGCAGCACCCUCCCGGAAGGUCCCAUUCAUAAAUCCGUUGAAAUUUCUAUGUUCUGAUAAAGGGAGCUCUUUUGACAUCCUGAAGGCUCAAAUUCAGUUGCAGUCAGCAGAAAAUGCCGUUAGCGCUGAAUGUAAGGUUGGCCGAACCAAUAUACGUAGUGCAGCGUGA